Messenger RNA from Symphalangus syndactylus (siamang), 1609 nucleotides. RefSeq names its product translation initiation factor IF-2. NCBI's taxonomy places the organism in Eukaryota, Metazoa, Chordata, Mammalia, Primates, Hylobatidae. The record is from RefSeq and is a predicted model, not a curated record.
UCCCGCCGUCCCCUCACCCUCCCGCGGAGGCCCCGGCCGGGCCGGGCGGGGUGGGGGCGGCCCCGGCCUCAUUAAUCAGCGGCUUGUUGUGGAUGCCGGCGGAGGAGAUGCCACCCAGGGCGGGAAAAGGGGCGCGGAAGAGGGGCGGGGCGGGCCACGGCGCGCAGGGCCCUUCCCUCCCGCCUCGGACUCAAUUAAUUGGGCUUGAGCUUCCGCCGGGGAGGGGGCGCCGGGCGGGGCCGCGGCUGGGCGGGGCGGGGGAUCGGGAUCGGCAGUGGGGGCUGCGGCCUUGCAGGGGAAGCAUGGGCGGCGAGCCGGGCCGUGCUCUCGGGGCGCGGGGUCCCCAUUUUGGGCGAGGGCGGCCUCUCCCGCGCUCGGGGUGGGCGCGCCCCCUCCCCGUCCCCCGUCCCGCGUCCCCCGUCCCCCGUCCCCCGUCCCCGUCUCCGUCCCCCGCAGCCGCGAAGCGCGGGGAGGUUCCAGGGCCCGCGGCCGCGGGUUCGCGAGCCCCGCGCUCCAGAUCGAGAGCGGCGCGCGCCCUUCCCUGGAGGACAGCGAGGCUGCGAGGGGCGCGGAGGGGGCGCCCGUGUCCCACCCUCUCGCGGGCGCUUUACGGGGCGUCCUCUGCGCCAUUCACUUGUCAGCUUCUCGGGAAGUUGAAAUCGCGUUUGGGAGGUGGACAACCAUCUCCCACUGUCUCCUGGUGCCAUCUCUAAUCUUACGGCCUCACUGGAGUUAUCCAAGGUCCUGAAGACACCCCAGUGACACUCCCCAGUCUCGCAGUUUGAAGGUUGCAGUUCAGGCAUCAGACUCUCUCUCCAGGCAACAAACAUCUGCACCAGCUGGACUGCUGCUGCCUAGCGGGGUGAGGUGUGAUGGACAGUGGAGUCCUAUACUACGGGCCUGUUGUCCUGGGUCUGUUCUGCCCCGUGGAAGCUGCCCAGGCUGCUGCGGGAGUGGUGAUGCUCGUGCCACUUGGCCACUUGACCUUGCUCUGUAUAACCUAAUGACCGCCAUUGUUUAAUGGUUGCAUCAUAUUCCAUCACACGGUCAAUAGUCAUUUUUCUCUACCUUUUUAUUGUUAGGUAUUGCUUUUUUUCUUAUUUCUUUCAAUGAUAAAUGCUGGUUUGAUGAAUAUGGUAUACAUUUAUUUUGUUUGUGUUUUGCAUUAUGCCUGGGGAAGAACAGAUUCCUGAGUGUAGAAAUACUGAUUCAGAAGCUCUGCAUGUUUUUAAGCUUCACAUGCAUAUUGCUGAGUUGCUUCCUGCAGAAGUUAGCCCAACAGCAUAUAACCGUGCCUCUUUUCUUUCCAUUCUCUUCAGCGCUGUUUUAAUAGUGUGAAAUAUUUGUACCUUGUGAUAGUGCAGCAUUAUGUCCCCGUGUUUCAAUCCUCUCUCCUUUGAUCACUAGAAAUGUUGCAGUGUUUUCAUUAUUAAGCACAGGUGUAAAUCCAUUUCUACAGUUUUGCUAACUUUUCUUGGGUUGGUAAUGUCUUUAUCACCAAUUUAUGUGAAUUUAGAUUAUAGUAAGUUUAUUAAACCUUUGUGAUGUAUUUGUUAUAAAUAUUUUUCUGAAUUAUUAGAUAAGUUAUAAUUUUGUUAAUUAUAUAUGU